AACCAUCUAGACCUGAUAUAUGCGAUAUACGUGAAUCGGGUUACUUGGCUUUACGUCACGGGCAACCCCAGGUGUCUGAUGGAUGACUACCUAAGUAUGACUGACAGAUUUCAUCUAAUAUAGGAAAGUGAAGAGAGUUAGGAACACUGACUACAAACGUAUAGUAGAAUAGUGGAAUACUAGUGAGUCAGGUCCAGUGACUAACAAUGUUGAAAAGCGUAAAUGCCGUAAAAAGGAUUUGAAGACUAUGGCAAUUACUUUCAAUUUUCAAUUGUAUGGAUGUGAAGAUGAAACUUAACUGGACCCAUUCUGGACACUGCUCAAAGACACUAGAAGAGCUCUGGAACAAUGGACAAUAACACUCAGUUGCAUCAUAACAGUGGUUGUGAUAAUCUCUAUAUUUAUCAUUUGGUAAGACAAUUAGCAAUAUAAUCAAAAUGGUAUCACUCAUGAAGUUAACACUGAAGACUGGCUGACUGGAAGUUGGUAGCAAUGAAUGAAAAAGAAAGCGACUCUCAAGAAGUUCCACAACGUGUUGGUUGAAGGUAUCAUUCUGAGUGAAACUUUCCUGGGAGAGUUCAUAGAGCAAGGGAUUUUAGAUCUCGACCUCAAGGAGGAGAUCACAUGUGAGGCGACUGUGCAAGCCAAGAAUGCCAAGUUCCUGUCAGUCCUUCCACGCCGUGGCCCCAAUGCCUUUCCCACCCUACUACGAGUGCUGGAGGGACAGGCACCUUGGAUCAGAGAAGAGUUGGAGACAUUCUACAACAAGCAGAGACGUAUUGUGUACACUAGGGAAGGUGAUUUCGUCUCUGAUGAUAAUACAAAUAUACAGCCCAGUUAUGAUCCUCCAAGCAGAAGCCAGAGUACAUCUGUACUGGAAAAGGCUGUGCAAACACUGGAAGAUUUCCAUAAUGAAGAGGAUGUCAAUGACAUCAAACAUCUGCGGUUGACAAUCGAACAUAUCCAUCUGAGACUGGUGACCUACCUUCAUAGUCAGGGAAUUCGAGAAUUUAACAUUGUUGAAUCAAAUGUCACCUCUGAGUUACUGGACAGAGUAGCAAAGGAAAUGUUGAAUGUUGUGUCAAACAAGGACAACAUACUUUCAAGUAUUUCCAGUCAGUUUAGUGAAACUGAAAAGCAACAUGCAGAAAAUGAUGUGAGUAGCAUGGUGAAGAAUGUCCUUUCCGACAAAGCCUCACUGAAACAGUAUCUUGACAAUAAGGACUUGGAGGUGAUGAAGUCAGAGAAAGAGUCCAAUGAAAGGAUUGAAAACCUGGAGGAUGAACUCAGGCACCUUAAUGAGAAAGUUGAGGAAAAGCAGCUUCAAGUACAAGCACUGGAGGAACAGUUGCAGGGUAAGGAGAGAGAGAUUCAGAAGUUGGAAGAGGCUGCCACAUUGCAGCUUCAGGAGCCACUGUCGAAAAGGAUACACAGCUUGAUAGAUGAUGUGUUGGCAGUGAAAAGUCAGAAGGAGAAACAGAUGUACCAGACAGAGCAGGAGUUUCAGGAUCUGCAGAAGGAUACUAAUGGUCUUGAGAAUCUGUUGAAUCAGCUGAAGAGUGUUCAUUAUCAUGCUGAACAACAGCAUAGGAGACAUGAACAGUAUCAGUCUGUACACGAGAGAACCAAUGACAAGAAUAUCAGUAGAGAUGGCAAGGUGUACCAAGGCAUUGUUUCUUCUGAACAAACUUCAACGUUUGAUAGCCGUUUUGAUUUUGACAUGUCAGCCAACAACAAUGAGAGAAGCUACCAAACAAAACUCAGCAGGAGUCCUAGAAGAAGACUGAAGAGAAGUCCUAGACCUGCCAACAUGCUAGUAAACAGGUCCAAUUCUGAUACUGUGCCUACAUCACCUAAGCAGAAAACACCUCGAUACCAGCAACCACUAAUUAGUCGGCAGAUUUCAGAACUUCACCUUGAUAACCAAUCAAUAUCAAGACAAAGUACAGAUUUCUGUAGGUCAGUGUCCAGACAAGGAACAGAUUUAUCCAGAUCUACAUCUAGACAGACGACUAAUAUCUCUUUGAAAAGCAACACCAUGUCUAUGCUUUGCCCAAGCCGACAGAGCACAGAUCUGUCUCUGAUGAAUGGACAUCAGUCCAGGACAUCAAGCAGAUCUGAAGACCCUCUUGCAUCUGCUAGACAAACACCUCGUGAUAGUCCUCAACUACAUUACAAGACCAGACCUGGAAGUGUCAGGCCAAGUCCAAGGCAAACUCGUUCCCUAUUUCAGACAAGAAAAACAUAUCGUCCGCUGUACAUGAGGUGACAAGGUGCAUUAGUAAUUCAAAGAAAGAUUAGGAUUUGCUUAUUUCGCUGGUACACACUGUCUCAACAUAUUUAUGUACCCUGUGGAGAUGGACCAAAACUUUCUUUGUUGGAAACUAUUUAUGUACAAGAAAAUGUUUGGACAAAAAGGUCUAAGGCAUUACAUAUCACUGUUAAAUGAUUAACAGUUCAACUAUAAGACAGAGCAUUACUUUUUAGCUUCCAGAAUACAAUGAGAAGAAUGCUAUUCUCAUUUUAGCCUGAAGGAAAUGGCUCAAUCACUUUAAAUUAUUUCAAACCAUCAUUAUUGUAUAGACGUAAAUUCAAACAAGGACCUCAACUCACCAGCCAUGUAUCUGUCAUCUUAGUGAGUGCAUUAUCCCCUUAUGGUUUAUGAGCAUCGGUGCAAGACAUCAGUAUACAUGUAUAUUCUUGUUGUGAACAUCAUACUAAAUGCUACAUGUACAUACAGUAUGUGAACCCGGUAAUGUUAACUGCUUUUUGCAUAUCAAUGUUUGUUGCUUUUAUCUAUACAUCAUUGUACAGCUCCAUUACAUUUCUCAAAUGUGGAAUAAAAAUAAAAUCAAGUGUAGUCA
Haliotis rubra (blacklip abalone) is the source of this 2864-nucleotide messenger RNA. Its product is annotated as interaptin-like. The record is from RefSeq and is a predicted model, not a curated record. NCBI's taxonomy places the organism in Eukaryota, Metazoa, Mollusca, Gastropoda, Lepetellida, Haliotidae. Gene Ontology annotation, biological process: regulation of apoptotic process. The transcript has 3 exons. Bases 497 to 2269 code for a protein of 590 amino acids.